Plasmodium adleri (nom. inval.) is the source of this 5601-nucleotide messenger RNA. Its product is annotated as conserved Plasmodium protein, unknown function. Gene Ontology annotation, molecular function: GTP binding. The record is from RefSeq and is a predicted model, not a curated record. The coding region runs from base 1 to 5601 and encodes 1866 amino acids. Gene Ontology annotation, cellular component: mitochondrion. Lineage: Eukaryota; Apicomplexa; Aconoidasida; Haemosporida; Plasmodiidae. The transcript has a single exon.
AUGUUUAUGAAACUGAUAUAUGCUUGGUCCAUAUACAUUUUGAUAUACACUAAAUGUAACUCUUAUAUUCUGAGAAAAAAAUAUUUGGAUAAUUUAUUUUUUGUCAAUUAUGAUAGAGUUCCUUUUUAUGAUUAUAAUAAGAGAUGUAUUGUAUAUGACAAAGCUAAUAAGGGAUUGAGAUUAAAAAACCAGAGAAUAUAUAAAAAUGAAGAAAAUGAUGAAAGAAAGAAAUUAAAGAAUAAUAGAUUUACAAGGUGUUAUCUGUUAAACAACAAUGAAUUUAGACAAUAUGAUAAAAAAUUAAAGAAGAGAAGAAAAGAUAAAGAAAGUAAUCUUUAUAGUAGUAAGUUUGAUAAGAUGUUUAAAGAAUCAUUUAAUGAAGAUGAUAAAUUAAAAAAAAGUGAAUUAAUAUCUAUCUUAGCUUGUAUAUGUACAAAUAUUGUAAUUGAAUUUUUAAAAUUAAAAGAAGAAAAGAAAACUGAUGAUUUUACAUAUACUUUUGAUUAUAGUGUUAUGAAUGUAUUAAAGAUGGUAAAUUUUGAAUAUGAUGUAAAUGAAGAAUUAAAAAAACAAAAAAAGAAAAAAAAAAUGAAUAAAACAUAUACAUCAUUAUAUGGAGAUAAUAAAAAAAGUGAUAAUUAUAAUGACAAUAUAAAUAUCUUAAAAAAAAAUGAGGAUCCAACAAUUAAUAAUUCUUUAUUUGAUAAAGAAAGAUUUUCUGAAAAUGAUAAAAUAGAAAUGUUUGAAGAAACAAAAGAAAUAAAUAUUGAUAUUAAUAAUAAAAACACAAAAGAAGAAAAUGAAUUAUUAGAUAUGUAUAUUCAAAAAUUAGAAUUUAAUACUCUCGAAAUGAAAGAUAUUAAAACGUAUAUUGAUUUAUUUUUUGGAAAAAAUACAUAUGAAAAAGUGUUUGUAAAAAAUAAUAUAAAUAUUAAUAAAAUAUUUGAUGUGUUGCAUACAGCCUUAUUUGAUAAGACACAAGAAAGAGAAAAUGUCAUGCAACUACAACAGUUUGUUGAUGAUCAAGAAAAGAAAUUAAAUGAAAAAAAAAUUAAUGUUAGAAAUGUUAAUACAUUUAAUGAUUAUUUGGAUAAAUAUGUGUCAUUAGAAGAGGAGAAAAAUAUAAAUGAUCUUGAUAAUAUUUUGUAUGAUGAUGAAAAGUAUGAGAAGGAAGAUAUGACAAGAGAAAAGAAAGGUAUGCAAAAAAAAAAAAAAAAGAAGCAAACAAAAACAUUAGAUAGGGUCAACAUGGAUACUGACAAUAAUGAUAAUGAUGAUAUUGAUAAUGAUGAUAAUGAUAUUGAUAAUGAUGAUAAUGAUAUUGAUAAUGAUGAUAAUGAUAUUGAUAAUGAUGAUGAUAAUAAUAAUAAUAGUGGUGGUAAUAAUAACAAUAGUGGUGGUAAUAAUAACAACAGUGGUGGUAAUGAUUAUAAUUAUGAUAAUAAUGAAGACAACAACAACAACAAUAAUAAUAAUAAUAAUAAUAGUCAUAGUAAUAAACAUGAUAAUUAUUCCAAUGAUCAUUCUAUUGAUCAACAUAAUGAAGAUAAUCACAAUACUAAUAAUCAUCAUAUGAAUCAAAAGACACAACAUAAUAAUUAUCACAAUCAAGAUAAUAGAUAUAUUAAUAAUAUUAAUGUGGACAAUAAUGAAGAUGAAAAAAAAGAUAAUGAACAAGAAAAGAAAUUUUUAAGCGGACUUUCUUAUGCUCUAAUUAAAGGUUGCAAUAUGCAAAUGGAAAAUAAUGAAGAAGAAAUGAAUGAAGAAAAAAUCAGUGAAGAAAAAAUUAGUGAAGAAGAAAUGAAUGAAGAAAAAAUUAGUGAAGAAGAAAAUGACAGCAGUUCUACCACUUAUGAUGAUAAAAAAAUUGAAUUUUGUCAUAACAAAAAUCAUAUUAUAUUAUUAAAUUUUCUUUAUAAUAAUAAAUACAAUAUAGAAUUUCGAUCAGAUAUUGGAGUUGUAGCAUAUGAUAUAUUGAAUAAUGAAUUUGUAGAAGAUAAUAUUGAAGAAUGUCUUAUUAAAGAUAUGAAGUUAAAUAAUAUAUUUGAUAAAGAUAUUAUUAGUACAUUUGAAAAUAUAAAAAAUCUUAAUUUAAAUGUAAUAUGUUCUUAUCCAUAUAAAAAACGAUUUUAUCAAAAACAAAAAUUAAUUAAAGAUAUUAAUAACAAAAUAAAUUUCAAUAAUUUGAAUGAUAAAAUGUUACAUAUGUUAUUAUAUAUUUAUUUUAUCAUAUGGGGAGAUGAUUUGCAUUUCUAUGAAUUAAAAAAGGUUCAUAUAGAACAUAUAAUAACAAAAGAGGAUAUAAAUAAAUCAAUAAAUAUAAAUAAUAAUGUAGAUAAUAAAAAUGAAAAUAUAUCAUCAUGUGCACAUAAUUUUUUUGUAAAUUAUAAAUAUAAUGAUAAUGACGAUAUAUUAAUCGAUAGUGAUACAUAUAAUAAUAAUACUUUAUCAAACAAUAAAAAUAAUUUAUUUGAUUCUUCAUUUUUUGAGAAUGAUUAUAUAUCAUUAAAUUUAAAAAUAUUUAUUAAUAAUAAAAAACAAAUAAAUAAUUUUGAUGAAUUAAAAAAUGUUUUUAAAUCAUAUAAAUGUAAUCUUAGUAAAUAUAUACAAAAUUUUUUAAAUAAUAUAAAUGAAAAAGACCUUAAUUUUGUAACUCCAGAAUAUUUUAUAAAAAAUUAUACAUAUGAUGCAAAAGAUGAUUUUAUAAAUAUAACUGAAAUUUUAUAUAAAUGUAAACUACAAAGUAGAUAUAUUUCUUUAUUUCAAGAAAAAACUAAUAGCGAUGAAAUAAAUAAAAAGAGAGAUUUUAAGUUAUAUUAUUCUUGUCCAACAUUUGAUCAUAUGGUUAAUAGAAAAAUGAAUAUAUUAAAAAAUAAAUAUAUGUUUAUAAAGAAUUUUAAAUAUAAUAUUUUUAAAACAAACAACAACAAUAAUAAUAAUAAUAUAAAUCUUUAUAAUUGUAACUAUUCAGAGACCCUUAAUGGAAAACGUUCAUUUUUUUUAUGUGCUAAAAAAAAAAAAUAUGAAACCCAAAAUAAAAAGGAUCAAUCAAAAUAUUAUCAAACCAAUCAUGCAAAUAAUAAUAUAGCUACUUGUGAUUUUCUAUCAAAUGAUCUAUUUGAGGAAGAAAUAGAAAAAUUUGAACACAUAGAUAAUAUAUUAGGACAUCAAACUUAUGAUAAUCUUAAUGAGGAAGAAAUAGAAAACACAGAUAACAAAAAAGAUUUUUCAAAUAAAAGUAAUGAUGAUGAUAAGAAUAAAAUAUCUAAUCCAAAUGAUAAGGGUUAUAAUAACAAUUUAACUUGUGAAAGAAUAAAAAGUAGCAAUAAUCCUUAUAUGCAAAAAAUGUUAGAGAAACAAAAGUAUAUGAAUAAUAUUUUAAGCUUGACAAAUAUGAAUAAUAAUAUCAAAGAAAAUAUUAAUGUAUUAAGUUAUGAAGAUGCUUAUAGUAAUAUACAAAAUGAGUUGAAAAAUAAAUCCAAUGAUAAAAAAAAAAAGAAACAAAAUAAUAAUGAUAAUAAUAAUAAUAAUAAUAGUAAUAAUAAUAGUAGUAGUAAUAAUAUGGAUGAACAAAAUAAUGUUAUUGAACAAUUUGAUGAGGAUAAAAUUGAAAAAGAAUUAAUAUCGUUAUUACAAAAUAAAGAUAAUCAUGAUUUAUUAAAAGACAAUGAAGAAAAAAAAAAUAAGGAAUUAGAAAAAUUAAAUAGUGAAAAAGAAAAGAUUAAUACAUUUUUUAAAAAUAUGAAUGUUGAAAUAAAAUUAAACAAAAAUGUUUGUGUAGGGUGUGGUGCUAUAUUUCAAUCUAAGGAUAUGAAUAAAUUUGGAUUUUUAAAAAAUGAUAUAUAUGAAAAAAUCAUAAAUAAAGAUGAGGAUUUAGAUAAGAAAAAUAUAUUAAAUGAAAUUUAUGAAGAAAAUAAAACAGAUGAUAAUAUAUCAGAUAUGAAUAUAAGAUAUAAAAAUGAUUCUAUAAAUGAAUUAAAAGAAAUGAAUAUUAAAAACGCGUCUGAAUCUGAUAACGAGAACAUGAACUAUGAUGGAGAUCACAAUGAAAAUGAUAAUAAUAAUAUUGAUGAAUAUAUUGUGGAUGAAAAACAAUAUACAUGUAAAAGGUGCUUUGAUUUAAAAUAUAAAAAUAAAAUAAAUAAUAAUUUAAUUAUUAAUUAUACUAAUAAUAAUGAAAUAGAUGUACAUGAUUUUGAAAAGUAUGUUAUAAAUAUAUUUAAAAAAAAAUGUUUUAUUAUAUAUAUUGUAGAUGUGUUAGAUUUAUAUGUUUAUUCAAAUUUGAAAAAAUUAUUUAAUCUUUAUAAGAAGUUACAUAAUGAUAAAAGUAAAUUGGAAGGUUUUUAUUUUUGUGUAAAUAAAAUUGAUUUGUUAUCAAAUUAUAAAGAAUUUACAGUUAAGAAUUAUAUUUACAAUUUUUUAAAAAGUAAUAAAAUCAAUGUAUUAUUUAAAAAUAUUUUCCUUGUAAGUGCAAAAACGGGAUAUAAUGUUAAAAAAUUAAUUUAUACUGUCUUUAUAAGAAGCAAAAAUAUACUUCGAAAUACUAAACAAAAAAAGAAACAAAAUUUGGAUGACGAAGAAGAUGAAGAUGAUGAUGAUAAAGAUAUGGAUUCAUUACAAUGUGGAAAAUAUAAAAAAGAAAAAAAAAAAAAGAGUAAAACGUUUCUUUUUGAAAAUUUGUUAAAUAUUAAUUCUAAUAAUGAUGAUACAAAUAGUGAUGAUAAAAAUAAUAAAAUAGACAGUCUUAAUGAUAAUGAUUUAAUCAAAUAUAAUAAAGAGCUAUUCUCGAAUGAUAAUAAAAAUAAUUUUUCAAAUGAACACCUGGAUGAAAAUUAUUAUAAUGAUAAUGAUUCGAAUAAAUAUUAUUCCAAAAAUGUAAAUAUUUAUAUUGUUGGAAAUGCAAAUAGUGGUAAAUCCUCAUUAAUAAAUUAUUUACUUAAAAACGUUAAAAAUAAAGAAAAGAAAAAUUUUUUAAUUAGUCAUAGUAUAAUACCAGGUACCACCUUAAAAAAUAUUAAAAUAAAAUUAAAUAAAAAUAUAACAAUUAAUGAUACACCAGGAAUAAUAUCUAAUAAUUCACUCUUAUCAUAUUUAAAUUUUGAAGAACUAAAAUAUGUUGUAUGUAAUAAAUUAAAAAAUAAAAUAACAUCUAUAUAUAUCAAUCAGAAUGAUUAUAUUUUUAUUGGAGGUCUUCUAUUUAUUCAUAUAUUAAAUAUUAAAAAAUAUUAUUCAAUUAUGUCUUUUUUCUUAUCUGAAAAACUACCAAUAAUUAAAAGAAAAAAUUUCUCAAAAGAUCCAUAUGUAUUUAUCAAAGAAAAAAUAAAAACUGGAUUUCUUUAUCCACCUUUUACAGAACAAAGAUUUGAUGAAAUUAAUAACUUUAAAAAAUAUUAUUUUAAUAUAAAUAAUCAAGCAACAGAUAUUAAAAAUAGUUGUUAUGAUAUACAUAUUCAAGGAAUGGGAUAUAUUACUUUUUAUGCUUUUGAAAAUAUCGAAUUCAAUUUGUAUACUUUAAAAAAUGUGGAUGUUAUGUCAAGACCCUCUAUAAUGCCUUAUCAUAAAAAAUUUGGUAAAUUAAAUUUUACAAAAAAGUUGAAAUGA